AUGGCCAAGGUGCCCGAUCUCGGCUCCGACUUCGCCCAGAAGUUGCUCAGGGACCUCCGCCGCCGCCGCGAGCGGCUCGGCUUCGAGUCCUCCGCCACGCCGGCGAAGGGCGCCGCGCCGAGCGUCGCCGCGCCUCGGGCGAGGGAUUCUUAUUCGAAUGCUCCGAAACCACCUCAAGUUCAGAAGCCACAACAAGCAGCUGCAGCUCCUCGGGUAGCAACAAGAUCACAAGCAGCAACGAGCAUAUCACGCCGGCAAGGCAACAGCAGCUCCAUUGCCAGACAAGGGACGCCGCGCCGCCAUGACGCGCCGGCCGUCGCCCAUUCGAACGCCAUAGUGCCGUUCCAAGGGGGAGGAGGAGGAGGAGGAAGCAAGCAGACGGCGCCCGCGGCCAACGCCGGCGGCGUGGACGUGCAGAUGGCGCUGGCCCUCGCGCUCAGCAACAGCGGCAAGCUCCAGAACGUGCAUCUCGUGGCGCGCCAGGGCGCCGGCGGCUCCGUGUUCUUCGGCGAGCCGGGCAGGACGGGGACGGCGUCGCAGGCGCGCCACCACCUCCUGGCUCCCGGCGCGAACGUCGGCAAGGUGGCGAUCGGCGUCCAGAAGCUGAACGACAUUCUCGUGGCGUACUCCUCCGGCGGUCCUGCCGGCGUGAGGAGGGGCUCGGUUGAGAUCGGGAAGCAGCUGCUCAGAGGUUCCAUGGACCUCGAGGAGUCGCUCAGCAUGCUCAUGAUGCUCCAGGACGCUUCGGACUACAUGGAAAUGGGGAACUCAGGGAACGGCGGCAAGGUGCUGCUGCUGGAGGGCAAGGACAGCUGGAAGAGCUCUGCUGUGCCGCGUUCGACGAGCUCUGCCUCUGCAAGGCUGGUAGAGAUCGUCGACGAUGAUUCAGAAGAGACCGAGCAGGCCGACGAUGCAAAGAGCCCAUCAGAUGCGUUCUUGCAGAUCGUUCCUCACGGCAUGUCUCAGAGUUACAGACCGAACCACAUCUCACCCUUGCAGUUCGCCGGUGCUGCAAACAAUCGCAAGAGCAAUGCUACAAAUGGCGAGAAGGAUGGUUCAAAGGUGAGGAUGCCCAGUCUGAUUGCCAAGUUGAUGGGGCUGGAAAAUCUUCCAUCAGCGAAGACGGUUGCAGAGCGCAAGGGGACAGAGAGGUUUGUGAAACCUGAGGCGGUGCCAAGAAAAUCGACAGCGGCAAAUGUGAUGGCUGGCACAUUACCGAUACGAAUUAUAGCUUCAGAAAGGAUGCCAUCCAGAGGGCAGAUCAAGAAUUUUCAGACAAGAGAGUGGAAUAUUAGCCUGACGAAGUCUGAAGAACCUGUGCUGUCAAGUAGAUUUUCACAUCUCACAGUUGACAAGCAAACAAGGCAGACCAUGAGGCAGAUGUUAAGCAAACAGGAAGGUACAGAGAGAAGAGUUAGUGUAAACCGAGUAGUUGAUGAGAAAAUCGUUCAUCAGGAUACGAAGCUCACUGAAGACACCAACCAGCAAAAGACAACAGUCAGUGCAGGAAGAAAUAUGAAUUUCCUUCAGAGAUUUAGGAAGAAUGGAAAGAACAAACCAGCCACAGAAGAGAAAGCCAUUGUUGAAGAAAAUAAACAGAAGCUCGGAAAGAAGCAAACCACAAGCAUUAAACAGAGAGAAAGUGAGGUGAAGCCAAGGAAGGCUAGAGAGAAGUUUAACAAAGAGAACCUUGCCAAUCCUGGAAACAAGGCUCUAGGAAAGAAUGGCAAGGCUGCAAACACAGAUCAAAUGAGAAGGCAAGCACAAAGUAAGCCGUCAGAUAAACAGAUCGUGGAAAAGAAGGUGAAGAGUUAUCGUCAAAUGAAGAGUGAAACAGCCAUUCAGAGUCUACAACAGAAGAGGUCACUGAAAUCAGAACCAACGCAUACGAAAGAGAAGCUUGAACUCAUUACAGUGACAGAACUGCAGAAUGGAGAGGGCACAAAAGUAGAUAAUACCAGAAGUUGCAAACCAUCAGACAACACGCCCGGUGAUGAUGGUUUAUGCGAGCAAUCUGCAGCAGAGAUGGAAGAUAGUAGCACAACUAGAGAGGCUUUGUCAUACCUAUCUGAAAAGGAACUAACUGAAGAAAUCAAUGAUCCAACCACUGCUGUAGCACAGACUACUUCUGAAACAAUUGCUGAGACAAAUGAUGACAGAGUUAAUCACACAGUCAGUGAGACUAUACAGACACUGGAAACAUUUCCUGAGGGAGAACACCAGCAGCAGCAACUGCAACAAAUGAAAGAAGUGAAUGGUCAAUCAAUAAAUGAUUUGGAUCAUAUCGUGAAGCCCAGUAAUCCGAAUGAUUUGAAAAAUCACAAGAUGGAUGUUGUUUCAUGUGAUUCUUUCACAGAGAAUCAACUCUUGCUUGCUGAAAUGUUGCUGAAGGAUCCCUACUUACUUGAAACCGCAAAGGCUAUUACCGGAUUCCAUGUCCCAGUCAGCGUGGUUCAGGUUAACACAGGGAAGUGGUUAGACAAAGGCAACAAGGUUCUUUCAGACAUCGGACGCGAAGUGAUCAGAAGGAAAGGUAAACGAACGGAGGCGAUCGUUGAUGUUAGCCUUACACGCACUGCUAACCUGAAACUGCAGACGCUGGAUGAUCUUAUCAGAGAACUGGAUAGCGAUAUUCAGUCUCUGCCCAUCCCCAAGAAAAUUCAGCAACAGAGUGGCCACAGCACAGCUGAAAACCUGAAGAUGGUACUCCGCAGUGACAUGGAGAACAUGCAUUUGGAUGCUAACUCGAUCUGGGACUUCGGUUGGAACCGCGUGUGGGACCUGCCGAUCGAGAAGAAUGAAGUCGUCAAGGAUUUGGAGAAGAACAUAUUGGGUGGUAUCAUCACUGAUGUAGCAAGGGAGCUUAUCGAUGUAUCCUUGCGCCAUCGGUGCUGUGCCUGUGAGUCUUUGACUAACAGGGAUAUGUUGUAA
This is a messenger RNA of Miscanthus lutarioriparius, 2931 nucleotides long. NCBI's taxonomy places the organism in Eukaryota, Viridiplantae, Streptophyta, Magnoliopsida, Poales, Poaceae. The record is from the annotation of a GenBank genome assembly.